Molecule: messenger RNA, 730 nt
Organism: Ichthyophthirius multifiliis
Lineage: Eukaryota; Ciliophora; Oligohymenophorea; Hymenostomatida
Exons: 9
Source: RefSeq, a predicted model, not a curated record
AUGAAUUUUGAAACAAUAUUUGAUUUUAUUUUAAAAAAACCUAUAGAUUAUCCAGGAAAACAUUAAAAUUAAUAAAAUAGAACUAAUCCAGAUUUAAAACCAUUAAACUUAAUGGAUUAAUUUAAAAUAAUAUUUAAAGCGUUAAAAGUUUAUAUUUAUGAAAGAAUGUUAGAAGGAAACAGUCUCAAUUUACAUAACUUUGGCAUUUUUGGGUUUGAAAUAUGUUAAGAUACAUCAAGACCUACAAUACAUUCAAAUUUAUGUGAAAUAGCUAAAGAUUUUUAAAAUAAUAUAAGUGAUAGACUUCAUAAACAUAGAAUGAGACCUUUUUUUGCACCAGAUAAAAACUUAAAAAAUGCUUUAGUUAGAUAUCCAGGGAAAGAAGAAAUAUAAGAUUCUAAUAGUUAAUAUUCUGUAUUUUAGCAAGGAAAUAAUGUAAAAUUUUGUAAUGCAUCUAUAAUAGCAUAAGCAUGUCAUUUUGAUAAAGAAUUAGUUUAAAAUUCUUUAAAUGCAUUUAAUUAAGCACUAAUUGAUGUCGUAAUAAAAAAAUUUGAUGUUCUAUUAGAUUUUGAUUUCGUUGUUAUAAAAAUUAAAAAUAGAGAUAUAAAAUAUAGUUUCAAUUUAGACUUCUAAAAUAUUUUGAAUACUAAAAUAUUUGACUUCGAAAAUCUAUAACUCCAACUUCUUAAUUUUGGAAAGUUACAUAAUAACAAUAAAAAGAUAAAAGCAU